CAGUCAGCAACCAUACAAAAUGACAGACAUGUUUGACCCAGUCGAGGAUGCGAUCGCUGCUUUCAAGAACGGAGAGUUUGUCAUUGUGAUGGACGACGAAUCCCGCGAAAACGAAGGCGAUCUGAUCAUGUCCGCCGCCCUCGUCACUCCCCAAAAAAUGGCCUUCAUGAUCCGGCAUACCUCGGGUCUGAUCUGCGUUCCAAUGCUCGGCCACGAUCUGGAUAAACUCGAGUUACCACUCAUGGUACCCGAAAACACGGACCGAAUGAGGACUGCGUAUACGAUAUCUUGUGAUGCAGCAGACGGCACCACGACCGGAAUCUCCGCCAGCGACCGCGCACUCACGGCAAAUAAACUCGCUUCCUCCUCCGAUCCCCUGGAUUUUACGCGACCGGGCCACAUGUUUCCUCUCCGCUACCACGAAGGGGGCGUUCUCCGCCGCACAGGACAUACAGAAGCCGCUGUCGAUUUGUGUCGGUUGGCGGGAUUGGCGCCUGUGGGGAUUAUCUCGGAGAUCGUGAAGGAUGAUGGGGAGAUGGCGAGACGGGAUGAUUGUGGGAGGCUUAAGAGGGAGUGGGGGAUGAAGAUGGUUACGAUUGAGGCGUUGGCGGCGUAUAUUCGGGAGAAGCAUGGGGAGGAGUGGUAGGAAAGACACAAUGGAUCAACGAAGGAGUGGGGUGGCUAUGGUAGAUUGGGAAAACUUGGCAGAUGAGAAAUAGCCUGAAGGUCGUGUUGAGAAUAAUUUAAGGGCGAGUUUGCAGGGUCUUCAGUUGUUCCUAUCGCAGCUGGGGGUAGUCAAAGCCUCCGUAAUCACUCUUUUUAUAUGAUAGGUGCGAGCGUUACCUCGAAUCGGAUCACGUCAGCGUC
This is a messenger RNA of Saitoella complicata NRRL Y-17804, 867 nucleotides long. Its product is annotated as 3,4-dihydroxy-2-butanone 4-phosphate synthase. The record is from RefSeq and is a predicted model, not a curated record. Gene Ontology annotation, cellular component: mitochondrial intermembrane space; cytosol. The coding region runs from base 20 to 646 and encodes 208 amino acids. The transcript is spliced from 2 exons. Lineage: Eukaryota; Fungi; Ascomycota; Saitoellomycetes; Saitoellales; Saitoellaceae. Gene Ontology annotation, biological process: aerobic respiration; riboflavin biosynthetic process. Gene Ontology annotation, molecular function: 3,4-dihydroxy-2-butanone-4-phosphate synthase activity.